CGGCUCACCGGCCUGUGUCCGAGGCGGAAGCUGCAGCAAGGCCAAGAGCAGGCAGAGGCCAGCCCGCGGCUGGCCCAGUCCCCGACGGCCCCCCAUCCCGGCGGCGCCCACACGGAAGGGGAUCUGUUUUGAGGAUGUUCAGGAUGACAGGUGGCCGAAGUCAGGUGCUGGCCAGCAGAGGUCAUGCAUCCAGGGAGGGAUGAACAUGGCUGAUCCUCCCCGCACUGUACUGAUCUCAGGCUGCUCGUCAGGAAUUGGCCUGCAGCUCGCGGUGCAGCUGGCUCGUGACCCCAGGCAGCGCUACCAGGUGGUGGCCACCAUGAGAGACCUGGGGAAGAAGGGGACACUGGAGGAAGCUGCCGGGGAGGCUCUGGGUCAGACCCUCACUGUGGCUCAACUGGACGUGUGCAGCGACGAGUCAGUAGCCCAGUGUCUCAGCUGCAUCCGGGGAGGAGAAGUGGACGUGCUGGUGAAUAAUGCUGGAGUGGGCCUGGUGGGGCCCCUGGAGGAGCUCAGCCUCACUAGCAUGCAGAAAGUCUUUGACACCAACUUUUUCGGAGCUGUUCGUCUGGUCAAAGCUGUGCUUCCUGGCAUGAAGAGAAGGCGACAGGGCCACAUCGUGGUGGUCAGCAGUGUCAUGGGGCUGCAGGGUGUCGUGUUCAAUGACGUCUAUGCAGCCUCCAAGUUCGCCCUGGAAGGAUUCUUCGAGAGUCUGGCGGUCCAGCUGCUCCAGUUCGACAUCUUCGUCUCCCUGGUGGAACCCGGUCCAGUGGCCACCGACUUCGAAGGGAAGCUCCUGGAGCAGGUGUCCACAGCCGGGCUCCCCGGCGCCGACGCUGACACCCUGCACUGCUUCCGGGAUCUCUACCUCCCUGCUUCCAGAGAGCUCUCUCGCUCCCUCGGGCAGAGCCCCGAGGACGUGGCCCAGGUUAUUGUCAAGGUCAUCAGCUCGGCCAGCCCGCCCCUGCGCAGACAGACCAACGCCCGCUACUCUGCCCUGACUGCGCUCAAAGCCGCGGACCCCUCCGGCAGCCUGUACGUGCGAACCGCCCACCGCCUGCUCUUUCGCUGGCCACGCCUCCUCGGCCUCGGCCUCCGCUGCCUGGCCUGCGGCUGCCUCCGCGCUCGGGUUUGGCCCCGGUGAGCCUGACCCACCCCUCCUCACUACCGAACAGCCAGACCUCUUCAGUCCACACCCAGAUCAGAGGUCAUACAGACCAUUCAUUCAUUCAUUCAUUCAUUCAUUCAUUCAUUCAUUCAUUCAGCAAAUGCUGCCUGACCAGCUCUGUACCUGGGUGUUGCUCAGCCACCAGGCGCAGGCCCCU
Messenger RNA from Phyllostomus hastatus (greater spear-nosed bat), 1325 nucleotides. It is a transcript of the gene RDH8, whose product is annotated as retinol dehydrogenase 8. The record is from RefSeq and is a predicted model, not a curated record. Gene Ontology annotation, molecular function: estradiol 17-beta-dehydrogenase [NAD(P)+] activity. Gene Ontology annotation, cellular component: cytoplasm. Gene Ontology annotation, biological process: estrogen biosynthetic process. Lineage: Eukaryota; Metazoa; Chordata; Mammalia; Chiroptera; Phyllostomidae. The transcript has 7 exons. The coding region runs from base 200 to 1144 and encodes 314 amino acids.